This is a messenger RNA of Zea mays, 2749 nucleotides long. Lineage: Eukaryota; Viridiplantae; Streptophyta; Magnoliopsida; Poales; Poaceae. The record is from RefSeq.
ACUCGCGGUACCAGCGCGGUGGAGGAGGCACUGGCGGCCCAUCGUCCGCGCCGAGCGAUGGCGUCCCCGCUCCUGUGCGUCCUCCUCUACCUACUCCGCCACCUUACGGCCUGCCACGCCGCCAGGGACAUCAUCACGCCGGACCGCCCGCUGGCGGGCAACGAGACGCUGGUCUCGGGCGGCGAGGGCAACUUCGCGCUCGGCUUCUUCACCCCGCCGGGCGCCAACAGCACCUACCUCGGCGUGUGGUACAACAAGGUCUCCCUCCGCACCGUGGUGUGGGUGGCCAACCGCGAGGCCCCGAUCGCGGGCGCCGUCGGGGACAACCCCGGCGCCACGCUCUCCGUCUCCGCCGGCGGCACGCUCGCCAUUGCCGCGGGGAACAGGACCGUCGUGUGGUCCGUGGAGCCGGCGUCCAGGCUGGCGAGCCCGGCCGCCCAGAUCCUGGACAACGGCAACCUGGUGCUCAAGGACGGUGCCGGCGGCGUGGCGUGGGAGGGGUUCGACUACCCGACGGACACGCUGCUCCCGGAGAUGAAGCUGGGGAUCGACUACGUGAAAGGGAAGAACAGGACGCUGACGUCGUGGAAAAGCCCGUCGGACCCCUCCCCGGGCCCCGUGGCCAUGGUGAUGGACACCAGCGGCGACCCGCAGGUGUUCAUCUGGAACGGCGGCGAGAAGGUCUGGCGGUCCGGGCCCUGGGACGGCGUCCAGUUCACCGGCGUGCCGGACACGGCCACCUACUCCGGCUUCACCUUCAGCUUCGUAAACAGCGCGCGGGAGGUGACGUACAGCUUCCAGGUGCACAACGUGUCCAUCAUCUCGCACCUGGGCGUCGUGAGCACGGGGAACUACGGGCUGCUGCAGCGCUCGACGUGGGUGGAGGCGGCGCGGGCGUGGAACCUGUACUGGUACGCCCCCAAGGACCAGUGCGACGCGGUGUCGCCGUGCGGGCCCAACGGCGUGUGCGACACCAACAACAUGCCGGUCUGCUCCUGCCUCCGCGGCUUCACCCCGAGGACCCCCGCCGCGUGGGCGCUGCGGGACGGCCGCGACGGGUGCGUGCGGUCCACGCCGCUGGACUGCCGCAACGGCACCGACGGCUUCGUCACGGUGCGCCACGCCAAGGUGCCCGACACGGAGCGGAGCGCGGUGGACUGGAGCCUGACGCUGGACCAGUGCCGGCAGGCGUGCCUCCGCAACUGCUCCUGCACCGCGUACGCCAGCGCCAACGUCAGCGGCGGCGCCGGCGGUGGGCGCCGCGCCGGCGCCGGCUCGGGCUGCGUCAUGUGGACCACGGGGCUCACCGACCUGCGCGUGUACCCCGACUUCGGCCAGGACCUCUUCGUCCGCCUCGCCGCCGUGGAUCUCGAUGUAGAAGCUAAAUCAAGGGAGGCGCGCAUCAAAAUCGCAGUCGGCGCCAGCGUCUCGGCGCUGGCGCUUCUUCUAGCAGUCGCUGGUCUCCUCAUCUGGUCAUGGAGGAGAAGGCUAACAAGAACAGACGGAUCAAGUAAAUGGAGUAGCUCCCGCCCCACCGGCCGCCGGUACGAGGGAAGCAGCCACGGUGACGACCUGGAGCUGCCAAUAUUUGAUGUGGGGACGAUUGCAGCUGCCACGGAUGGUUACUCGAUCGAAAACAAGCUUGGCGAGGGUGGAUUUGGACCAGUGUACAAGGGUAAGCUCGAGGACGGAAUGGAAAUCGCAGUGAAGACACUCUCGAAGACGUCUGCACAAGGGCUUGACGAGUUCAAGAACGAGGUCUUGUUGAUAGCCAAGCUCCAGCAUCGCAAUCUUGUCCGGCUUCUUGGGUGCAGCGUCAGUGGGCAAGAAAGGAUGCUUGUUUACGAGUACAUGGCAAACAAGAGCCUGGACUAUUUCCUGUUUGAGAAGGACAACGUUGUGCUCGAUUGGCAAGUGCGGUACCGUAUAAUAGAAGGCAUUACUCGAGGUCUACUCUACCUCCACCAGGACUCGAGAUACAGGAUCAUCCACAGAGAUCUGAAGGCAGCUAAUGUCCUUCUGGACAAGGAGAUGACGCCCAAAAUCUCAGACUUUGGCAUGGCGAGGAUAUUUGGCAACGAAGAGACAGAAAUCAAUACCCGAAAAGUGGUCGGCACGUACGGUUAUAUGUCUCCGGAGUAUGCAAUGGAUGGGAUCUUCUCUGUCAAGUCGGACGUAUUCAGCUAUGGAGUAUUGCUGCUGGAAAUCGUCAGCGGUAGGAGGAACAGAGGAGUGUAUUCCUAUUCAAACAACCAAAGCCUUCUAGGCCAUGCAUGGAGCUUGUGGAACGAGGAGAAGAGCAUAGAGCUAGCAGACGAAAGAAUGAAUGGGUCGUUCAACUCGGACGAAGUGCACAAGUGCAUCAGAGUUGGGCUCUUGUGCGUGCAGGAGAACCCAGACGACCGUCCGCUGAUGUCUCAGGUGCUUCUGAUGCUGGCUAGUACCGAUGCCACCUCACUGCCAACUCCUAAGCAGCCUGGCUUCGCCGCUAGGAGAGUUCUGAUGGAAACAGACACGUCGUCAACCAAGCCAGACUGCAGCAUAUUUGACAGUGCAACAAUUACCAUGCUUGAAGGUCGAUAGUAGUAGUUAUGAGUUAUGACUGAAAUGAAACUUAAACUGCUAGGGAAAUGUGUAUUGUAGAGUAAAUUUGGCGGCCUCUUCAGUAUCUUGUGUGCUUAAGCAGCAGAAAAUUAUAUGAAUAUUGAAUAAUAGCAGGCAGCAGCUGGUAGAAACUUUGUUGCUUUUA